AACGGGAGGCUGGGCUGCAGCGUGGGGGAGCAGCGUGUCUGAUCCGCUCAGCAUAGGCUCUUUUCAUUUCAAGUCAGGCUGCAUUUUAUCUUUUGAAAAACCCAGAAAACAACGCGACACAACCCACCAUGUCGUCGGACGUCGUUUAUCCACCGCCUCGUUUGUGCAAAACGCUUCUUUCUCUGCACUUGGUUUUGCUGAGCGCGGCUCUCGUCGACAGCGGCGCAGCCACGACCGAAGACUGUGUUAGGUCCAAUGGAGUGGAGUACAGAGGGGAACAACAGAGCUCUUCCUCGGGCCUCACAUGUCUGAUCUGGACCAACAUUACCAGAGACUAUGACGUUACAAGCCAUACUGACUCGGACACUGGUGUUGGAGACCACAAUUACUGUCGUAACCCAGACUCCACUGAGAGGCCCUGGUGCUACAUCUCAGGUCCGGAUGGGGUAGUCCAGAGACAGUCGUGUUCUAUCGACACAUGCAAAGAGCAACCCUCCACCACAGCAGCAGAAGCUGACCCAGCAGCCUCAACGUUACAGCCACAGAUCUUUGAGCCUGCCAAGUCCGGCUCUUCCCAGGGAGACAUCGCUGCUGUGCAGCCAGUUAUGGGCAUUAGUCAGCGAGUACGCACAGGACCCAAGAAGAAAAAGGACCUGGGGACCCUCGGCUAUGUCCUUGGCAUCCUCAUGAUGGCCAUUAUAAUCAUCCUUGGCGUGGGCAUCACAUUGGGCUACUUCUAUAAGAGGGGCCAAGACCUGAAAAACCAGCACGAGCAGCGUGUGUAUGAGCGGGAGAUGCAGAGGAUCACCUUACCCCUAUCCGCCUUCUCCAACCCCACAUGUGAGCUCGUAGACGAGAGCACCAUUGUCAUUACAGCGGAGCAUGAGCCGACCCCCGCCCAGGAGGUUGCAGAGGGUGCAGAUCCACUCAUGGGCCAGCAGGCCGGUACACCAGGAGCCUGAGUGUGACUGCAGUCUAUGAACGGGACAUAGAUGAGUUUAGUUGGACCAAAAACACUCCCAUCCCUUCUCCUCUCCCCUUAAAUAACCUGUUUUGAAGGCCUAAAAGGAGUAGGGGAGCAGUGUUGCGCUCCAUAAGGCUUUGAACUAAGCUUUGUGUCCUGUGUGUCGUUUUUUUCUCUGGUUUUAAUACACCCGUGUCACAAACAGGGGGAUAAGAUGACACAUAGUGGACAGGUGUAAGGAGAUAUUUACUAACUCAUGGAAACCACUGUGGUGAAAAAGAUGGUUGGAGGAUUAUUUGUACAAAUGUGCAUGUCAUGAAUGCUCACUGAGAUCAUUUUGUUCAUGAAAAUUUGUUUCGUGGGCGGCCCGCUGUAAAAGAGUAGCAUAGUAGCCAGUGAAUGGGAUGUUGACCAAUCAUAGUGUGUAAUUUAAACAGCUCUUGGUGAGGAGAUGGUGUUUGAAAUGGUGGGAACUAGAAAGCCUUUUUCUUUUCUGUUCUUUUUCCAAGUUCACAUGUUCAGUAGUGGGAGGGCUUUGCGCGCCAUUAUGGGUACACGUGUAAGUAGAUACUCACUUUAAUUUGUCCACCGGCUGCACGAACACUGAUGUGAGAAGGACAAGGAAAGUGUGUACAUCCUGUACAAAAAAACGUUGUUUCUGAGACAGUUGAGACCAAUGUGAGAAUGACUCCUCUAAGAAUAUUUACUGAGGAAACAUGAAGUUAAGCAAACCCAUUAAUGGCAAAGAGGCCAUCCCACCCAGAAGUUGCCUUAGCACUAUCCAUCCGAAUGUAUUUUCACAUUGUUUCCUUGCUAACUUUCCUCUGCAUUUGGCUGGGUGGGAUGAGUGGCCAACAUGACUACAGAGCACAGCAGCAAUAGUAGUUUGCAGACAUGAGACAGGACAUGCCCUUUACUUCCACAGGUUAAGGAGUGACAGGAAAUGCAGUGCUCUGUGUAAAACAUGAGAGACAGGAGUUAGUCCUCAGGAGAAAACAGCACUGCCACCACACAGAACAGAUCUGGCCGGGGAGGGGUCGAGAGACCUGGACAUAAGCCCGAACACUGUUUAUGCAGAACAAAGGAGAGCUGCCCGGAUUGGAGCAGUCUGCUCUAUUAAAAAGUGCUGAAGCCUGGUGCUUAAAUUAGUUUCAGGGCUGUGAGUUGCACUCUCAAUGCUUCAGGCUGGAGAGAGGAACAGAAUAAGAUGGUCCCAAAGUUUGGUUUUGUUUUUUUUAAAAGAUGAAGCAAAUAUGGAUGCAUGAGCAUGGUAACCCACGUCUUUACCGCAGGGCAGGCUGAUGUAUCAUGCACUUGAAGAAAGCAUGGAGAAAGUAAGCAUUUAGAAACUAGAUGCCAGGCGAAUUUUGUUAUUAUGCAAAUCGCAGACCAGGUUACAAAGUCUCUUGUUUGGACAGUUCUCAAUAUUUUGAUAAUCUAAUUUUUGAAAUUGCACAUCAGUCCAGCCGUCCUGUUCUGUGGUUAUAGCAGUUAUUGGAUCUGCAUCACUGGUAAGCUCUGGUCAUUACUGUGCUAUCAUUUCCAUGCAACUGUGCUGGCUGUAAUUGUUUUUUCAUCAUUUAUCUCAUGUGCAACAUGUACUGUUGCUCAUUAUUUAAAGUUAUUUGUAUGAUUCAUACUGCUGUGACUGAAAUAAAAGACUGAAAUAAAAAGGAUUU
This is a messenger RNA of Lampris incognitus (smalleye Pacific opah), 2643 nucleotides long. It is a transcript of the gene pik3ip1, whose product is annotated as phosphoinositide-3-kinase interacting protein 1. The coding region runs from base 129 to 962 and encodes 277 amino acids. Gene Ontology annotation, molecular function: endopeptidase activity; signaling receptor binding. The transcript is spliced from 6 exons. The record is from RefSeq and is a predicted model, not a curated record. Lineage: Eukaryota; Metazoa; Chordata; Actinopteri; Lampriformes; Lampridae.